AUGGAAUGUGAAACUGAAAUUUUUAAGGGGUUUGUAAAGGCCUUGAAGGCAAAAGAAAGUGGCGAAGGAACUCAGAAGGAUCUGAUGAAGGGGAAGGAACCUAUUAGGGAAAAAAUGGAUGCAAUCCGCAAGACAUGCAAUCCAUUGAAAGAAGGGUAUCUGUCACGAGUAACCCAUGUGGUAGUGCAGAAGAGAUAUCAUACACAUGUGGUUCCUGCAAAUCACAAUGAUCCUAACAUGACAGACAAGGAUGGAAACACAUUGCCAAGUACUAUGAUAGAUACCAAGAUGUGCCACCUUAUGGAGCCUAAUAUUUUCUGGUAUAGCCACGCUAAAAUUCAAUGUACUAGCCGUCCAGCUCAUUACCAUGUACUGGUUGAUGAGAACGGAUCCGGCGCAGCUAAAAAUUGGCUAUGUUAUAUAUGCAAGCUUGUGUGUGUGAUUUGUGCUGUGUGUUGUGAAAUCCCUGGGAAUAUUGCUGUGACUUGUGACUGUCCUGACAAUAUGUGUUAUAUGGCUAUUCAAAUUUGUGUCUUUUAUCCAAAUCAUCAUAUAUCUGCAUUUGUUCCCCCUAUCUCUGUAUCCUCACUCUCAGAUAUGGAAUCUGAGUUUUGUCACUAUUGA
Molecule: messenger RNA, 624 nt
Organism: Lycium barbarum (goji berry)
Lineage: Eukaryota; Viridiplantae; Streptophyta; Magnoliopsida; Solanales; Solanaceae
Product: protein argonaute 13-like
Exons: 3
Coding region: 1-624 (207 amino acids)
Biological process (GO): regulatory ncRNA-mediated post-transcriptional gene silencing
Cellular component (GO): cytoplasm
Molecular function (GO): nucleic acid binding
Source: RefSeq, a predicted model, not a curated record